This is a messenger RNA of Spirometra erinaceieuropaei, 1050 nucleotides long. The record is from the annotation of a GenBank genome assembly. NCBI's taxonomy places the organism in Eukaryota, Metazoa, Platyhelminthes, Cestoda, Diphyllobothriidea, Diphyllobothriidae.
AUGUCUCUGAUGAUGGGCUCGAGUGAGAACCCGAAACGUCAGGCCAAUAAACUUCUUGUCCCAGUGAUCGCAUCUUCAUCUUCUGAACUGCUACCUGGGACUCGCCUGUUCGCUUCUAUCAGCAAUCUUUUCGGGCGCGAAGCGCUCCGAUCGGCUCGACGGUGGGAAACCUUUGCCCUUCGAGAGUCGUCAACAUAUGCGCAGAUUCGAUUUCUGCACAGGUGUCUCGACAACAAUGUGCUGCCGAAGUGCGUUUCAUACAAACCUCCGGUCAACACAGAGCUGGCGAGACGCGCAGUACUUCAGCACGGCCGACGAAUGAUCCGAGUGCUCCUUCAAGACUGUCACUCACGGAUUCGCAAAUACCGUCAGAGGAUUGACCAAGAGAAGACAAGGUGCUGCGAGUUCAUGGGCGAGGACGGCAUAAAACUGCUUCAGCAGAGGCUGGCAGAACGAACCCGCGAACAUAAAGCAACGCGAGAAGCAGCCCUAGAGAGCAAAUUUCGUAAGCUGCCUGCUCCAAUGUCAUCCAAGAACGACAAACUGGUGCACAACUUGUCGUCAAGGGAGCUGACGGAGGAACAAAUGCAGGUUUUACGGCAUGAGGCCUCAUUCAACACAGCCGAUGCCAAACCUGCCAACAUGAUCGCAACAGUGGAAUCAAUCCUCAGCCAGACGGGAGCGACAGACGAAACGAAGAACCUCAUUCGACACCAAGUGUCCUCCCUCCUCAUGGCUCAUAGGCCGCGCGAUGUGCUUUCCAAGGUCGAGCGUGAUGCACUUAAAGAACUCAGGGCCGACAACGACCUCGUUAUCGUGCCUGCGGACAAGGGGCGUUCAACGGUCGUAUUGGACAGGACAGACUACAAUCAAAAAGCCAAAAGCUUGUUGGAUGAUCGUCAGUCCUAUGUGCCAUGCGAAUCCAACCCCAUGAAAACGCUGACACGCGAGAUUAACGCGACGCUGUUGGCAAUGGAGAACUCAGGUGCAAUAUCGCCAAUCGACCGACGCAUGGCGAGAGCACAAGAAACGGCCCUAGCCCGAUUCUAA